GCGUUUUGUCGCUUUUGUGAUAUUUCUUAUUUAUAUUUGAUGCAGCGUGAUAAUGGGAAAAUCAAAGCCAUAUCCGCAAAAGUACGUGAAAGACUGGGAAAAGGAGGUGGAAUUUCGGGGCUGGUUGAAGUCUGUGACUGGGGAUGACCGACGCGCGAGAUGCACUGUGUGCAGUACCACCCUUACUGCGAAAAAGAAGGAUCUCCAGGAUCACGCAAAGACCGAAAAACACAAGAAGGCCGUCGUAGCCUCAAAAUGCUCGCCAAAAAUCACAGACAAGUUGGCGUCGGCAUCGGGGAGCGAUCGUGAGUGCACUAAGCGGGCGGAAUUAAGGACAGCUCUCUUUGUUGCUGAACAUGGUUCAAAUGCUUCUGCAGAUCACCUCAGCGACGUGAUAGCUUCACUUGACCCUCACUCAAAUGUUCUGAAGAACUUCAAGCUGCAUCGCACAAAGUGCUCUGGCAUAAUUAAUAACGUGAUCGGGCCAAUUCUACACGAGGAGCUGUUAAAUGACAUAGGACAAUCAUACUUUAGCCUCAUCUUGGACGAGUCCACAGACAUUUCAACGACUCAGUGUCUGGGAAUCAUGGUCAGAUAUUUUAGCAAAAAGAUGAAAAAAGUGGUCACGUCGAUGUACAGACUGAUAGAGCUACAAGCAACCUCUGCAGAGGCAAUUUUGGAAGCGUUGCUACGUGCCCUGGACACAGACAAACUUCAGGUGAGUCGUCUAGUGGGCAUUGGUGUGGACGGUGCCAGUGCGAUGGUCGGACGACACCAUUCUGUGUCGUCCAUGCUGAAGGAAAAAGUGCCUCACCUGGUAGUUGUUCGUUGCAUCUGCCAUUCGCUUCAUCUUGCAGCCAGUUAUGCUUCUGCGGUGCUCCCUCGCCACUUGGACUAUAUGGUACGGGAAACGUACAGCUGGUUUAGUUGUAGCGCCAAACGUCAAAGAGAAUAUGCGAGGCUAUACUCUGCGAUGAAUGACGGCAGCAGGAACCCAAAGAUCUCAAAGAUUGCGUCAACCAGAUGGCUGAGCAGGGGUAACGCUGUGGCUAAGAUCAUUGAGCAGUAUGAAGAGCUGAAGCUCACAUUUCAGCUGGCAAAGGACAAGGAGCGGUGCUUUCAGGCCGAUCAACUGUGGCGGAUGUACGAGGACAAACAGAACCUUCUUUAUCUUUCUUUCAUGAACACACAGCUGAGUGCCCUGAACAGGAUAAAUAAGAUAUUUCAGUCCUCGAAUCCCGACCCAUGUGCCGUCCACAGAGAUCUCCACGACUACAUCUGCGGCCUCCUGGACCAGGCAGUGAUGCCAGCUGCCUUGCACGGCAUCAGAACGAGCCUUGAAGAUCUCUCAGAAAUUUCUGUGGCACGUCACCUCAUUCCGGCCAGAGCCAUUUAUUUCGGCCACGACUUCAGCAUUGUCGAAAUGGGGAUUCAGCAAGAGGUUGUCGCAGUAGUGCGGGAGAAAUGUCGUGAUUUUCUCCUUCAGCUCAUUGUCGAAGUACAAAAGCGGCUCCCCGACAACAUUAAGCUGUUGUCACAGCUGUCUGCGCUAUCACCAGAGGAGGCGAUGAAGGCCAACAGUCGGUCCAUCAUCCCCAUCGCCACUCACAGAGCUCUGGCGGGCGCCGAACCAGAACAUGUGGAAGUCCAGUGGCGCGCUCUGAGGAGAGAGGACUGGAACAGUGUGCAAGAUGCUGAGCAGAAAGGCAUCGACAGAGAAAGUUUUUGGUCGGAAGUUGGGGAGAAAAAGCUGGCAGAUGGGGAAGUGAAGUACCAGAAUGUCCAUCAGCUGGCGACGUCUCUUCUCACCAUGCCGAUCUCAAACGCUGAGGUGGAACGUCUUUUUUCACAAAUGAAUUGUGUGAAAACUGGACUGCGAAACCGCAUGCAGGUGGACAUGCUGGAGUCUGUGCUCAGAGUCAGGAGCAGGCUUCAUUCGACGAACCAAACGUGCGUCACGUACCCGAUAUCUGCAAAAAUGCUGUCUGUUUUCAGGGCCUCGGUCGUUUAUGACGGGGAGUGGCCAGAAGGUCUGUAGACUGAUGACGGGUAGACGGGCGAGAGCUAGAGUGGCAGUGGCUGAUUGAUCUGCCAUUGGUGUUUGGUUUGACUGUGUGUUUGUUUUAGUUCCUACUGCUUGUUUUAGUUCCUAGUCCUGUUGUAGACGAAUAAAUAGGCAAAUCGGUUUGUGCUCUAUUAACGUUUGUCUCUGUGGU
Amphibalanus amphitrite is the source of this 2216-nucleotide messenger RNA. RefSeq lists its product as uncharacterized. Lineage: Eukaryota; Metazoa; Arthropoda; Thecostraca; Balanomorpha; Balanidae. The transcript has a single exon. Bases 53 to 2038 code for a protein of 661 amino acids. Gene Ontology annotation, molecular function: protein dimerization activity. The record is from RefSeq and is a predicted model, not a curated record.